AUGUCCGUUAGUGGCCCUUGUGCCUGGGUGUCGACGAUGCCAUCACCAGCAACUGCUCAUUCACCUGCCAUCACGAGUUCCUGGGCUUCAGUAUCCUGGAACAGCGAACCAGUCAUAUCGAAAUCGAGAGCGGACUUGUCAACCCUAUCGGGGAUCCGGGGAACAACAGGCGAGCUAGACAAGACUGCCCCUGUGGAAAUGCAGUCUGCUGAGUACAAGGCUGAGAAUGCCUUUACAAUGCAGCCGUCCGCAGGGUCUUCCAGCUCAAUACAGUAUUCAGGGGUAGAUAGACCUUUGAAUGGUUCGGAAUGUGCGACUGCAAAUGCGCACAGCGACACGUCGAGGCCAAACCCGGAGAGACACGAUGCCGAGACCCAAGAGACUGCCGAUACUCAGAAGAACGACGGACUUUCAUUCAAGGUCAAACCAGAGGUUGCAGAGGAGGUGCACGAGGAGGAGAAGGACCAUAGUGAGAUCAAUGGUGGCUCCUCUGAUGAUGAUGGGUCAGUCGCCGACGAGAAGAAAUCAUCCCAGGACAUUAAGCUGGACAAAAAAAAGAUGAAGAGGUUCCGGCUUACGCAUAAUCAAACGCGCUUUCUGAUGAGCGAAUUCACUCGACAGGCGCAUCCUGACGCCGCCCACAGAGAGAGACUUUCGAGAGAAAUCCCCGGACUUACCCCACGUCAGGUUCAGGUCUGGUUUCAGAACAGACGGGCGAAACUCAAGCGACUUACUAGCAACGAUCGGGAGCGUAUGUUGAAGUCACGAGCACUGCCGGAUGAUUUCGAUACGACUCAGGUUUUACGCACUCCCUUUGGCAGCAAGGGUCCUUCGGAGGCAUCUGGGCUUCUUACCGAAGGCUUACCGCGCUUGAACGAGGACGAGUACGUUAUUUCACCAUUGAGCUCAGCGUCCACGAACGGCCCUGGCUACCCACCGACCUCUUCCGAUAGGGGCUUCGAGAAUUACCAGAACCGAGGAGCGGCAGCAACUGUUCCAGAUUUGAGGAGCAACCGAGGCACCUUUCCCUUUCCGCGGUCGAGUAGCUUCUCUGAAUCGUCAUACAAUGCAAAUCUUCAAUAUCCAGGACGAUUUUCAAGGCCUGGAGAACCGAUGGGCCAUCCUGGGAUUGCAUAUCGACGGCCAAUGGACUAUAUGGUGAACCGACCGGCAAACGGUAUGAUGGUUGGCUAUGGCCAGCACCGUCCACUAGAGGGCUCUGUGUCGCCUACUGGUCAACAAGAGACGCAAAUCUCAUACGGAAUGGACAGUACUAAUUCACAAAUGCACAGUUAUCAACCUCCUCUUUCAAUGCCCGCUCCCAAACCCUACGGUGGAAUAGAAAUUAGCUCGCACAUGCAGGCACCCGGGCGAAGCGUGCCAGCUGUGCACCACCUCCCAGUCUCGGAAGCACCAGACUACCGCCCUUACUCCUACGAACACCACCCUUACAGCAUUGGUACCGGUAUCCCAUAUACACAAGCCAAUGCAUCCAGCCUGAGUCUCCCGGCAUCUUUCCCUUCGGAGACAGGCCACGUUGCAGUUAGCAGCUCGCCCGAUGGCAGGAUGACCUCUCCGCAGGUCAUGGAUCCUCUGAGGGCCAAAUACGGCCAGAGCUAUGAUUAUGCGAACUACCUAUAG
This is a messenger RNA of Aspergillus mulundensis, 1641 nucleotides long. Its product is annotated as homeobox domain-containing protein. Gene Ontology annotation, biological process: regulation of transcription by RNA polymerase II. Gene Ontology annotation, molecular function: RNA polymerase II transcription regulatory region sequence-specific DNA binding; DNA-binding transcription factor activity, RNA polymerase II-specific. The transcript is spliced from 5 exons. Bases 1 to 1641 code for a protein of 546 amino acids. The record is from RefSeq and is a predicted model, not a curated record. Lineage: Eukaryota; Fungi; Ascomycota; Eurotiomycetes; Eurotiales; Aspergillaceae.